Messenger RNA from Wasmannia auropunctata (little fire ant), 1574 nucleotides. RefSeq names its product slit homolog 3 protein-like. The transcript is spliced from 2 exons. The record is from RefSeq and is a predicted model, not a curated record. Lineage: Eukaryota; Metazoa; Arthropoda; Insecta; Hymenoptera; Formicidae. Gene Ontology annotation, molecular function: protein binding. Bases 1 to 906 code for a protein of 301 amino acids.
AUGUUCUAUUCGACCUUGAGAUCGGUUAUAAGAAGCGAACUCGAAAACGAUCAGAUUCAGACUGAGAAGUUUACCGCAAUGAAACGAAUCCUGGAAUUGCUCGUCCUCGCGACGAUCCUGGCCGCAUGUUCGGCUGAGUGCCGACCGGGCUUGCACGGACGUCAGAAUUGUUACCAUUGCGAAGAUCUUACGAAUCUACAGAUACUCUCACAGUUACCCACGGGAGUAGUAGGCAUUGAUAUUAGAAAUUCGAACAUCACAAAGAUACCGACGGACGCAUUCUCGGUGCAUGGCGGUUCUCUGAAGGAACUCAACAUCACCGGAUCUUGCGUGGAGGAGAUCGAACCCAACGCGUUUCGAGGUCUCGGCAAAUUGCGCGUGCUGAGUCUGGUGGACAACAGAAUUCGUAAACUGGACUCAUUGUGGAUUCAGGAUUUGACGGCGCUCAAGGCGCUCAUCGUGUGGCGCAACCGAAUCGCCGAAGUCGACGCGCGAUUAUACGAUUUGCUGCCGAAUCUGGAGCUCUGGGACAUCGCGCACAACGAGAUGAACGCUUGUCUGCCCGCCGAGUCGCUGAAGAAGCUGACGAAACUGAGAAGAAUCUAUCUCGCUGGUAAUCCAUGGUCGUAUCGAUGCCGCCGCUCGAUGACGUGGUACCUGGGCAGCAGUCACAUCCGUUUCGUCCAGGACUGGGGUAGCAGCGAUCUGCUAAUCGAAGAAUGCCUCGCCCACGAGCCGAACGCCGACGUCGACGACGACGCUUUACACAAAUGCGUCGAUCGCAAGAUCGGCUCCAUCGAGACGCUGCAAACUGUCGCCAGACUGAGUGAACAGAUUCGAGAACUCUCAAGAAAAGUCACCGAAUUGGAAAUCGAAGUCGCCGCGUUGAAGAAAACCGGAUAUUAAUUCAUCAAAGCUUGCAAUCUUUUUAUCUGUUUAUGAGAGAAAUUGCGUUAUAUCAAUACACAAUGCAAUCUUGCAUUACGAUAAAUUUUGCCGUGGCAUAUAAUAUCAGCAUGUAAUAUUCGAUACUUUUUAAAUCGAAAUUAAAUAUCGUAGUGAUCGUUUCCCGACUGCGAUUGCGAUUGUGAGCUGAAGUAAAAUAACAGUUCAAAUUUACAAUGAAGCUUUGAUAAAUCGAUAAAACCCACUUGUUCCAAAUGCGAUGCGAGCGCGACUUUGAAAUUAUAUGACUUUUCAACAAGAUACAAACGCUAUAUGAUUGAAUGUAAAUUGUAGAAAAACUUUCGAAAUUGAAUAUCAAAUAAAAUGUUGAAAAUAAACGUUUCCAUUUCUAAAUUCUCGCGUGUAAGAGGCAAUCGGUGAUGCGCUCGAAACGAUUGAUACAUUACACAGCGAUGCACUCUGUAAUAAGAAUAUCUAUACUUUGAUAUUCAGUCGCAUCGCAUUUCCGUAUCAUUUAUAUAAACGUAUGUCGAAUGUCGAAUAAGUUUUUUUUUAAAGGGUAAAGAUUUUUCUUCGCACAAUAUAUAUAUUUUUUUAUAUCUGACUGCAGCUACCCGAGAGCAUAGUUCUUCACAAUCUUAGUAAUAAAUCUUGCAUGUGUCUAUAAA